GAACAUUUUCAGUUGUGUUUGUUUUGUUUUUGUCACUUUCUUGAAAUAAAACACGUAGUGUUUUAAUUAGUAUUACCAGAUCGUUUUUCAAAUAUUUGUUUCUAAAACACCUGGAAGGCUGGAAAGCGGUUCAUUUCAGAUAUGGCUUUAACAUACACAGUUGAAACAGUCAUAGCAAACUGGAAUGGAAACUUCCCAGACUACACACUUACUGCUGAAGAUCUAAAGAAGCCACAUGCUAUGAUGGGAGCACUCUUUAAAGUGUUUGAUCGCUUGGGUAUUGACCGAGAUGCUAUCCUUGCACCACCACCUGAAGCAGAGCGUAACGAAAAUGUCUACUUCUACUGGGACCUACUACCAGUAAUCAAUACAACUAGAGUGGUCAACCACCUCAUUCUGGUCAUGCCUGACUAUUCAAUGACCAACACCAUUAUACAGUUGAUUCAGCCAAAUAUCAACACUUCUAACUCCAUAAUACUGCUGCUGUACAACUUAAUGAUCUUUCAAGAGGAACGCAUGAGCCAUAUUGCACCUUAUGAGGAGGAGAUAUUCUCCAAGACUGAUAAGGUUAAAAUAUUGAAAGACAAAAAGAAUAAUCUUAUGGAACUGCUGAACAAACAAUUUGCAGAAAAAGCAGAGAGAGCCGGAAGACUUAAGAAUAUAGACAGAGAAAUGAAACAGUACGAAGAGGAACUCAAGCAAGAGAAAGAAGCUGUUGCCAAAGACAAGCAGGAACUUGAAGCGAUACAGAAGGAGUUCAGACAGCUGGACAUAAUACUGGAGCAGAAGAAGAGUCACCGGGACGCACUUGUUACUGAAGUUAGCAAGAAACGUGCCUUGAGAGUCUACGAUGCUGAUGAUAUAAAGGCUCAGGUGGAACAAGCAGCUCAGAAUGUUCAGGAUGCUGAGGAGAAAUUGAAUAUGUUAAGAACAACGUUGAUGCAGAAAGACAAUAGUUUGAAGAACCUGCAGUCUAUAAAGCCCAACUUGGAUAUUGCUAACAAUUUGCUGUACGAGAUCAUAAAGCUAUCUGAUAGUUUGAGGGACUAUGAAAACGGUGAUGCGGAGAGCAAAGAGGGUGAGCAGGCUGACCUUGAUGCAGAGCUCAGUGAGCUGGAGGCUCAGUUUGCUGAACUGAGCACAGCCAGAGCGGAGGCCAACAGGAAACGACAGGAAGUAAGCCUGAGGCGACAGCAGGAGCGAGCCAAGGCACAGAGUGAUAUACGGGAUGCUGAAGAUAAUGACAAGAAAUGCGCAGAGAAAUCCAAAAAAGCCGCAAAAAGAGUAAUGGAACUUCAAGAGCUGACUGCCCAGUAUGAGAAAGAAAAAGCUGUCGGCCUCGAAGAGUUGUCAAACAUCAAAGAGAAUUUUAUUAAUGGAUUGAAGUCAAUAGAUGAAGCUCUCUUGAAGAAGACUUUAGACGCUAAGGAGAAAAUUGAAGCUAGAUUACGAAAGCGGCAGGGAUGAUUGUUAUUAUAAUUACGUGUUAAAUUAAGUGUUUUCUGUAUAAAUUAUUUAACUGACCCAGUAAAGAAAGAGGUGUUAAGAGUUAACUUGAAUGAAAUUGCAUUUGUCCAUCUGUCAGAGCCCCCUAUAACCUUCUAAUAUUGGAAUAUUAUAAUUUUAAAUCUAUUUAUAAAAUAUUUCUGUAACACGGCGAUUUCUGUACAUUUAAUAUUAUUGUAUAAUUUUAUUCAAGAGACAGUUAAAUAUCGAUCCUAUACAGAUUUUUAUUCAAUAAUUUGGUAGAGCGCAGACAAAGUCGCGGGCAACUAGUUUGUAAAUAUUAUAUUAACUUAAGGGAUAUUGUUGGAAAUGGCUUGGUAUAAAUAUAUCACCAAUAUCAUUUCAAGUAGAAAUGUAAAUUAAAAAGUAAUUUUUUUUUUCAAAUUGAAUUAAAAUGGUUUUCUCUACGUGUUACUACUCUGUAAUGUAACAUCGGUAAUAGCGCGCGAACCACGACUUCGUGCUUGCUCGCAGCAGUUUGGCAACAGGCACAUGUAUUUGGUUGCACAGUGUAAUGUGACUUUACAGACAUAACAUUAUGUUUUUUUUUUUAAUGAAAGACAUAACUCGUGAUUUGAAAAGUCGUAGAACACAGUCGUUGUUACAUUUAAUUAUAGGAACUACACUUUCUGGCAUUUUUAUUAACCUUGUACAUACAAUUUUAUCAAGAUCUGUAAUCAGUAGUUGAUCAUUUAUUUAUUUUAUGCCUCCCUACUACUGGAGGUUGGCUGUCAGCUCAGCAAACUUAUCGCUGAUGCGCGAAACCUAAACCGUACAUUGGUAACAAGUAAACAAACGCUUUCGAAUUUAUAAUAUUAGUGUGCAUUAACCAAAUAAACACUAAUUAUUAAUAUGAGUGUUACAAAGUUCUGAUAUACGGAUAGACGGACGGACUAGUAAAGUGAAUAAGAAGUGCAAUUUCAGGUAACUAAAACUCAGAAACAGAGAGAGUUUAAAUUAGAAAUAAUCGUAUUAAAAUAUACCAUAUACUCA
This is a messenger RNA of Pararge aegeria (speckled wood butterfly), 2499 nucleotides long. Its product is annotated as myosin-11-like. The coding region runs from base 142 to 1467 and encodes 441 amino acids. The record is from RefSeq and is a predicted model, not a curated record. NCBI's taxonomy places the organism in Eukaryota, Metazoa, Arthropoda, Insecta, Lepidoptera, Nymphalidae. The transcript is spliced from 9 exons.